ACAAAUCCGGACACAUUUGUCGACACUCGGUUUUCUGAUCGGAAGACUUUUUAGAUGGAAACGGUUCCUGCAUGUAGUUCAUCCUGGUUGAAAGGUACACUCGAUACACUUGUCGUUUUGAACAGAAUAUUUAUUCAGAAACUGAAUGAUGCUGAGUACUUUAAAAUACUCAGAAUAUGGACUGGAUAUUCGGCAAUAAAAGUUUAAGAAUUGAAACGUUACCUGUCUACGAAGCGAAAUGUCGGGUUGUUUACUUCAACCUUCCUCGAAUAUUGUCAGUUCUAAACUGUCUUGAAAAGAUAAAACUAAAAUAAGAUGAUUUGGUAAACAACAGACGUGUUUUUUUUUUUUUAUAUAUAUAUUAUUUUUUUUUUAUCUUUUUAUUUUGGUGAUAUCUUAUUAGCCAGCUGAAUGUUUUGCUUCAAAGAAAAAAAAAAGUGUUUCGUGUGAAUCGUGAGUCUUGUUUUAUCAUUUUAAUGGGAGGCUGGUCGUUGAACGGCGAAGCUUGUGGGCGAUUUGUGCGAACAGGAAAAUUAAGCAGCAGCCAGGUCGGGAGUGGAUGGAUUCGUUGGCCGGGUACGUGUACAAAGCGGCGAGCGAAGGGCGAGUCCUGACGUUAGCUGCCCUGCUGCUCAAUCACUCUGAAGUGGAGACGCGCUAUCUGCUCAGCUAUGUGACCGAGCACGGAGGCCAGCGUUCAACCCCGCUUAUCAUUGCAGCGAGAAACGGACAUGCAAAGGUGGUUCGCUUGCUGCUAGAACAUUACCGGGUCGAGACGGAGCAAACCGGUACUGUGAGAUUUGACGGAUACGUUAUUGAUGGGGCCACUGCUCUGUGGUGUGCAGCAGGUGCAGGACAUUUCGAGGUUGUCCGUUUGCUGGUCACUCAGCGUGCAAAUGUGAACCACACCACUGUGACCAACUCCACGCCUCUGCGGGCGGCCUGCUUCGACGGCAGACUUGAUAUUGUUAAGUACCUGGUGGAGAACCGUGCAAACAUCGGCAUUGCCAACAAGUAUGACAACACCUGCCUUAUGAUCGCAUCAUACAAGGGCCACACAGACGUGGUGAAGUACCUGCUUGAGCAGCAAGCCGACCCCAAUGCGAAAGCCCACUGCGGAGCUACUGCCUUGCAUUUCGCAGCGGAGGCCGGCCACUUGGAAAUAGUGAAGGAGCUGGUGAGGUGGAAAGCUGCUAUGGUGGUCAACGGUCAUGGAAUGACCCCCUUCAAAGUGGCGGCUGAAAGCUGCAAAGCCGAUGUGGUUGAACUACUUCUGUCUCACGUGGACUGCGACCGGAAAAGCCGCAUUGAAGCUUUAGAACUACUGGGGGCCUCUUUCGCCAAUGACCGAGAAAACUAUGACAUUCUGAAAACAUAUCACUAUUUGUACCUGGCAAUGCUGGAGCGAUAUAGAGAUCCCAGCAACAUCAUAGAGAAAGAAGUCCUUCCUCCAAUAGAAGCCUAUGGCAAUCGCACUGAGUGUAGGACUCUGCAUGAUCUCGAGGCGUUGAGGCAGGAGCGGGAUGCCCUUCAUAUGGAAGGAUUGAUAGUCCGGGAGAGGAUUUUGGGAGCAGACAACAUUGAUGUUUCUCAUCCUAUUAUUUACAGGGGAGCUGUGUAUGCAGACAACAUGGAGUUUGAUAAGUGCAUCAAGUUAUGGCUUCAUGCACUGGAGCUCAGACAGAAGGGCAGCAAGAACACUCACAAGGACCUGCUCCGGUUCGCCCAGGUCUUCUCCCAAAUGAUCCAUUUGAACGAGCCGGUGAAAGCGAAGGAUAUAGAGAACGUCUUGAAAUGCAGCGUGGUGGAGAUCGAGAGAGAAAUGUCGCGAAUGAAAAUAAUUCAGGAAAGCGAUAUCCACUCGGCCACGGACAACUACGAGUCCAACGUUUUCACCUUCCUCUACCUCGUCUGCAUCUCCACCAAAACUCAGUGCAACGAAGAGGAGCGAGCUCGAGUCAAUAAACAGAUCUACAACUUGAUUCAGCUGGAUCCGCGCUCCAAGGAAGGGUCCACGUUGCUGCACCUCGCCAUUAACCCCAAUACGCCUGUAGAUGAUUUCCACACCAACGACGUGUGUAGUUUUCCCAACGCCCUGGUCACCAAGCUGCUCAUCAGUUGUGGCGCGCAAGUGAACGCGGUGGAUAACGAGGGGAACAGCCCCCUUCACAUCAUCGUGCAAUACAACAGACCCAUUAGCGAUUUCCUGACCUUGCAUGCCAUUAUCAUCAGCUUGGUGGAGGCAGGGGCUCACACAGACAUGACCAACAAACAGAAAAAGACCCCCCUGGAUAAAAGUACUACUGGGGUGUCUGAGAUCCUACUCAAAACUCAAAUGAAGAUGAGCCUUAAGUGCCUAGCAGCCAGGGCCGUGCGGCAGCAUGAAAUCAAUUACAAAAACCAGAUUCCUAAAACUUUGGAAGAAUUUGUAGAGUUUCAUUAAAGGUUCACAUCUUUUAUUGUUUGUAACAAUGGUGCUGGGGAAAAUAACAGUUGAAUAAAACAAACAAAAAUUAAAAACUUGAUUAAG
This is a messenger RNA of Acipenser ruthenus (sterlet), 2530 nucleotides long. RefSeq names its product protein fem-1 homolog B. The coding region runs from base 560 to 2443 and encodes 627 amino acids. The record is from RefSeq and is a predicted model, not a curated record. The transcript is spliced from 2 exons. Lineage: Eukaryota; Metazoa; Chordata; Actinopteri; Acipenseriformes; Acipenseridae. Gene Ontology annotation, molecular function: protein binding.